This is a messenger RNA of Ananas comosus (pineapple), 1340 nucleotides long. RefSeq names its product fasciclin-like arabinogalactan protein 1. The transcript has a single exon. The record is from RefSeq and is a predicted model, not a curated record. Lineage: Eukaryota; Viridiplantae; Streptophyta; Magnoliopsida; Poales; Bromeliaceae. The coding region runs from base 188 to 943 and encodes 251 amino acids.
AGAGAACAGCAAGGGCAUUUUCCAUCAAUCUCCAGCUAGACGCUCAUCAUAGUGUGUACUUCAUUCCAGUAGUACUCACCACCAUCUCCUCACUCCCAAGUCCCAACCCUCUGCGAGCUCUCCUCCUCCACGCCAGAAUUAAUUAACAGAGCUAUACAAGUAAUCCAGGCUACAGCCGACAACAACAAUGCGGCUCUUCCUGCUGCUGCUGCUGCCGCUCCUCCUGUUAUCCGCCGUCCAGAUCGGCGCCGCCGCCGCCGCCAAAGCCCCCGCCGCCGCCCCAGCCGCGAGCAACCUCACCGAUCUCAUGUCUCGGAAGGGCUGCAGGACGUUCGCGGACCUCCUGCUGUCCACCGGCGACGCCGCCAAGACGUUCCAGGACAGCGUGGCGGGCGGGCUGUCGGUGUUCUGCCCCGCCGACCAGGCCAUGAAGGCCUUCCUCCCGACGUUCAAGAACCUCUCCGCCGACGACAAGCUCUCCCUCCUCCUCUACCACGCCGUCCCCGUCUACUACUCCGCCGACAGCCUCAAGACCAACAACGGCGUCAUGAACACCCUCGCCACCGACGGCACCGCCAAGAACUACAACUUCACCCUCCAGAACGACGGCGAGCACGUCGCCAUCCAGCCCACGGCGGCCCCCGCCGCCCCCGCGCGGAUCACGGCCACGAUCCUCGACCGCGACCCCCUCGCCGUCUACGUCGUCGACGAGGUGCUCCAGCCCCGGGAGAUCUUCAAGCCCGUCGCCGCCCCGGCGCCCGCCCCCGCGCCCGCCACCGCGGCGGCGGCGCCCAAGAAGGCGAAGCCGGCCGGGCCGGACGCGGCGCCGGCGGACCAGAAGGUCGCCGACCAGAAUGCUGCCCAUAGGGUUCCAUCGGGGCGGUGGCUCACCGCCGCGGCGGCGGUGGCGCUCGCGGCGGCAGCUUUCGCGGUGGCGGCGUAGGGUUUCUAUUUUGCGCUGAAAAACCCUUAUUCGGAGCUGCUCCUUUGGCUUCUUCGUUGUCGAUUGAAGAGCAAAUAAGACCGGAGGAAGGAAUCUAUAUAUGCUGCUUUUGUAUUCCACUGUGUGUAUUUUUCUCCUUUCGUUUUUGUGGAUUUUUAGUGUGUGUGGUAAUUUUACAGCGAGAGAAUUGCUGAGAUUGUUCAUACUUCUUUUUCAUUGGUGUUUUGCCCUUUUUCUUCGUUUGGAAUGUGUUCUUAAUUAAGGUUUUUGAGGGGUUUUUUUUUUUUUUUUUUAAGGUUGGGAUGUGUUGAGGAUUUGAGGAGAACCGAAUGGAAGGAUUGUUGUCUUUCAGACCCCUUCCUUUCUCCUCUAAAUAAUAUUAUAUCAUUUUUAUCAA